Oncorhynchus keta (chum salmon) is the source of this 1968-nucleotide messenger RNA. Its product is annotated as RNA-binding protein 20-like. NCBI's taxonomy places the organism in Eukaryota, Metazoa, Chordata, Actinopteri, Salmoniformes, Salmonidae. Bases 216 to 1682 code for a protein of 488 amino acids. Gene Ontology annotation, molecular function: zinc ion binding; nucleic acid binding. The transcript is spliced from 6 exons. Gene Ontology annotation, cellular component: nucleus. The record is from RefSeq and is a predicted model, not a curated record.
ACAAAAAGUCUCCAGCAUUAGGAAGAAAGGAUCAAGAGAAGGAGCCUGAUGCAUCUCCCUUACAGCCAGCAGGAGUGAACCAGAGAGAACCUGGAGGUCAGGGUGGAGAGGUCGUCACAGAGAAAGUUGUAGACAUUUCAACAACUGAGUCCGAAGAACCAGUCUCCUCAGAUGCUACCUCCGCUCCUCAAGCUGCUAAACCAGAGACAGAAAACAUGUCUGUUUCCAGUUCCACAACAGCCACCCCAGCCCCAAAAGUGAUGGCAGCCAUCAUAGAGGCCUUACGACAGGAGAGCAGGAACAGAUCCUCUACCAGGAUUGCCACCGACCAGGCUGCAGCUGAGAAUCCUCCAGGUAAACAACCAAAAGAUAAGGAGACUCCAGAUGUUCAGGCUGCCCCGGCUCUACCCAGAGUGACCCCAGAGAUCCUGAAGGUGCUGCUGGAGGAAUGCAGGGUCCGGUCCACCAGUAGGGCCGGCGCUGAGCAGGCCAGGAAGGAGCAGGCUCAGGCGCCCCCUGCAGGCCAAAAGCCAUCCACUGGAAACCGAAGAGACCACAGUGGAGACAGGGAGCCUGGAAGAGAGCAGGCCACCAAGAGGAAGACCCGCGAGGAGGAAAGGGAGGAGAGGGAGAGAGCGAGGAGGGAGAGGGAGAGGAGGAUGAAGACCCAAGAGGAGGAGAAGGAGAAAGGAAGGAGGGAGAGAGAGAAGAGGCGGUCCCACAGGGAACGGUCAUCAGGAUCACCGGGGUCCAGGUCCUCUAUGAGGUAUGAGGGGAGCCGGCACAGUGGGAAGAGCGGCGCCAGGUCUGAGUCCAGGAGAGGAAACGGAGAGGAGAAACAGCAGGAAGAGGAGGAGUUAGGUGAGAAGCACGUCCCCUUCGACAUGGAAGACUUUGUGACUGUGGACGAGGUGGGGGAAGCAGCUGCGGUGCCCCUUCUCCCCGAGACAACCACAGAGGUUACAGUUAACGACCCUGUGACCACAGCCUCUGAGGCGGAGCAGCAGGCACCAGCUGACACUACAUCGAUGGAGUUGGAGGGUGAGCCUGGGACAGCCAAGGUACGGGAGGAAGCGCUGGACAAACGAGAACAGAAGGAGGAGGGGUUGUCCCCAGCAACCACAGAGGGUUCGGUGAAGACUGCAGAGGGACCUGGGGACGUGACAGAGGAGACAUUUCCUGACUGUCAGGAUGACAUCAAAGAGCCUGUGGUCACUGUGCCGAAGACAACCUGCGACGAGGUCACUGAGGAGUCCACAACCACAGACUCACCUGGCGCCGCUGGAGAAGAGGAACGGGAUGGACAAGUGGAGGGCCUCAACAUGGGGACGUUUCUGACGGUGGAUGAGGUGGGACAGGUGGAGGAGGACGGGGAGAAGAGGUCUGCUCAGAACGUGGAGUCGAAGCGAAGGAGGACAUCUCAGGAGGAGAGAGAGGAGGAGACGGCGAGGAGGAAGAUGAAGAUGGACCCCCUCUUUUAUAAAGACUACAGCAUCCCUCCCUUCAACCCUGACAGCCCUGUCGGCAUGGAGUUUCUGGUCCCCAAGUCAGGCUUCUUCUGCAAGGUGUGUUCUAAGUUCUAUAGCGGAACUGGCGAGGCUGAGAAGAACCACUGCAAGACCCUCAAACACCAUCAGAACCUGGAGAAAUCCCUGGAGAAGUGGAGAGUGAAGAAAGACUGACUCCAUGAUGAGCUGAAGAGUUAAAUAUUGACUGUCUGUGUCCCAACCACGGACUGAUUCAUUCCUGUCUUAACUCUUUUCUCACUUCCUUGUUUUUGUUUUUCUUCCCCAUGGGUCCAAUCUCACUCACUCACUCACUCACUCACUCACUCACUCACUCACUCACUCACAUUUAUAACUGUUUCUUUUUGUUAGUUAUUUUCCCACGAUAUAGAAGAGAAGUGACUCAAUAGGGAGAAAUUAAAGUAGAAACCAGUGUACAAUGAAAAUAAAGUGUUUUAUUCAA